GUGUAUAUACCUGUAUGUUUCCUAAAAGUGCUUUAGGAAAUCAGCCUCCUAGUGAACCAAACACCCCAGUAAGGAGACCUGGCGACUUGAAACUCAUUGUCCCCGGGCGCGGUAACAAUAAGCAGAGGGUUAGGAAGGCGGUCGAUUUCCUGCGUGGUGUUUCUAGACAGUGGACCCCGCGCCAGCCGGCGGAGCACAGGUUUGGGCCAAGGGGCGCGGGAGAUCCAAGAGAAGGGGAAGCUUGCCGCCUGAUUGACAGCCCGAAAUCUGAUCUUGUGAAAGAGACGCGGAGCCAAUGGGAGGCAGCGAUCCAUCAGUUUGGAUUGGAGGCCCCUGGAGGAGAAGUAGAGGAAAAACCACCGAAUUGAGCUCUGUCAGAGGCGCUUUCGGCUUCCAAGGGGGAAGUGCUGGGCAAUAAUUAAUGUUUUUAUUAAAUUUGGAGGGAUUUUUUUGCAGCCGUUCGCCUAGCGUGGCCUUCAGGUUGAUAGAAGUCCAGAUCCCGAGGAAAUCUCCAGCCUAAAUGCUCAAAAUAUAAAACACUGAGCUGAGAAUUGCGAAGAGCAGCAGAAUGGAUGGAUUUUAUGACCAGCAAGUGCCUUACAUGGUCACCAAUAAUCAGCGUGGGAGAAAUUGUAACGAGAAACCAACAAAUGUCAGGAAAAGAAAAUUCAUUAACAGAGAUCUGGCUCAUGAUUCAGAAGAACUCUUUCAAGAUCUAAGUCAAUUACAGGAAACAUGGCUUGCAGAAGCUCAGGUACCUGACAAUGAUGAGCAGUUUGUGCCAGACUAUCAGGCUGAAAGUUUGGCUUUUCAUGGCCUACCACUGAAAAUCAAGAAAGAACCCCACAGUCCAUGUUCAGAACUCAGCUCUGCCUGCAGUCAAGAACAACCCUUUAAAUUCAGCUAUGGAGAAAAGUGCCUGUACAAUGUCAGUGCCUAUGAUCAGAAGCCACAAGUGGGAAUGAGGCCCUCCAACCCCCCAACACCGUCCAGCACUCCAGUGUCCCCACUACAUCAUGCAUCCCCCAACUCAACUCACACUCCGAAACCUGACCGCGCCUUUCCAGCUCACCUCCCUCCAUCGCAGUCCAUGCAAGACAGCAGCUACCCCAUGGACCACAGAUUUCGCCGCCAGCUUUCUGAGCCCUGUAAUUCCUUUCCUCCUUUGCCCACAAUGCCAAGGGAAGGACGUCCUAUGUAUCAACGGCAGAUGUCUGAACCAAACAUCCCCUUCCCACCUCAAGGCUUUAAGCAGGAGUACCAUGACCCAGUGUAUGAACACAACACCAUGGUUGGUGGUGCGGCCAGUCAAAUUCCCCCUCCUCUGAUGAUUAAACAAGAACCCAGAGAUUUUGCAUAUGAUUCAGAAGUGCCUAGCUGCCACUCCAUUUAUAUGAGGCAAGAAGGCUUCCUGGCUCAUCCCAGCAGAACAGAAGGUUGUAUGUUUGAAAAGGGCCCUAGGCAGUUUUAUGAUGACACCUGUGUUGUCCCAGAGAAAUUUGAUGGUGACAUCAAACAAGAGCCAGGAAUGUAUCGGGAAGGACCCACAUACCAGCGACGGGGAUCUCUGCAGCUCUGGCAGUUUUUGGUAGCUCUUCUGGAUGACCCUUCAAACUCUCAUUUUAUUGCCUGGACUGGGCGAGGCAUGGAAUUUAAACUGAUUGAGCCUGAAGAGGUGGCCCGGCGUUGGGGCAUUCAGAAAAACAGGCCAGCUAUGAACUAUGACAAACUUAGCCGUUCACUCCGCUAUUAUUAUGAGAAAGGAAUCAUGCAAAAGGUGGCUGGAGAGAGAUAUGUCUACAAAUUUGUGUGUGACCCGGAAGCCCUCUUCUCCAUGGCCUUUCCAGAUAACCAGCGCCCACUGCUGAAGACGGACAUGGAGCGUCACAUCAAUGAAGAGGACACGGUGCCUCUGUCUCACUUUGACGAGAGCAUGGCCUACAUGCCAGAAGGGGGCUGCUGCAACCCUCACCCCUACAAUGAAGGCUACGUGUACUGACACGGUGACAGUCAAGCAGGACCUCCCCGCGCUUUCCCUCUUUUUUGCAAGAUGCAGAGAAUCUCUGAAUUCUCGCCAAUCUCUGUUUUAUUUUUGUUGUUUGUAUUUUAUUUUUAAAUAAUAAUACACAAAAAGGGGCUUUUCCUGUUGCAUUAUUCUAUGGUCUGCCAUGGACUGCGCACUUUAUUUGAGGGUGGGUGGGAGUAAUCUAAACAUUAUUCUGUAUAACAGGAAAAUAAUGGGUGAGUGGGCGGGGGGACGUGGGGAUUAAUUUUUACUUAGACAUGGGAUGGGAUCCUACAGGUUUUAAGUAUGAUGAAGCUAUAUCAUGUUUAUUUGAUUUCCUAACAUAAGAAAAUGUUCAUUUUCUCUGGAUAUCUAUGGUACAGUUAAUUCACAUUGUGUAAAUAUCCACUUGGAGACUAUUUGCCUUGGGCAUUUUCCCCUAUCAUUUUUGACUCUGCAAGGUGUACAAAAAAAAAUACUGUAAAUGGCAGUUUAAUUGUUAGAAAUGACUUUUGCACCUCAUGUAAAAAGGUAUUUAGAGGUUGCAUUCGCCGUUUUUGUUUUGUUUUGCUUUAUAAAUGACUCACAGAAGAUAACCAUAAAAUGGCUAAUUCUCUCUGUAGUUGAGUAAUCACCAUGACUGUAGGUGAAGGGCACAAUUUUGGACUCUGGCUCCAAACUGAGUCUCAGGCCAGUAGCGUUACAUGUAUUUGGUGGCCACCUUGCUGUUUAGGUACAAAUCAUACUGUCUUAAAAUUUUUGAAGCCCAAUUCAGUUUAAUAUUGCUCUGUCAUGAUCCUUGGAGAUUUUUGUUUAAAUGUUAAGUCUGGGAUCACAAUGAAGCAAAAAAUAUCUGUCUCCUUUCACUUCCUUCAGUACAUAAUCCCGUUAUUUAAUCAAUAAGAAUUAACUGUACUAAAUCACAUACCACGCUGUUCUAGAUACAGCAAGCACUCCUUAAGAAAAAUAUCCAAUACACUAAAUAGGUACUAUAGUAAUUUUUAGACAUGGUACCCAUUGAUAUGCAUUUAAACCUUUUACUGCUGUGUUAUGUUGAUAACAUAUAUAAAUAUUAGAUAAUGCUAAUGCUUCUGCUGCUGUCUUUUCUGUAAUAUUCUCUUUCAUGCUGAAUUUACUAUGACCAUUUAUAAGCAAUGCAGUUAACUACAGAUAGCAUUUCAGGACAAAAUAGAUGACUUGAUCCAUUUAUUGCUUAAAAAAUAGCUUACGCCAUGCUAUGCUAUAAGCAGCUUUUAUGCACACUGACAAAUGAAGAGUAAGCUUCAGCUUGCUAAGGGAAACUGUGGAAACUUUUGUAACUUUUGGCAAAAUGGAAAAUUGCAAACUGUCAAAGAAUCUGAGAAGUUGCUGUAUGACAUAGUGCUGGCACUGAUACUAUCCAUCAUCUUGUUUUGGACACUCGUGUAAAUGUGACUGGAUUGUUUGAAAGAAGAUUUAAAGAUUUAAAGUUUCAAGGUUUUUGUUUUGUUUUGUUUUGCAUUGGAGAAAAUAUUGAAAGCAGAAUAUGUUGGUUCCAUCUACUGGAAAAAAAAACUUAAGUAAAUGGUGUUAUAGAAUCUCUGAAUAGCUUGCUGGAUGAUUCAAGCAAGAAAUGUGAAUUUUGCUCAAUCAAUCAAUAUCCCAGAGCAAUAACAUUUUGUUAGGGUCUCUAG
Messenger RNA from Talpa occidentalis (Iberian mole), 3678 nucleotides. It is a transcript of the gene ETV1, whose product is annotated as ETS variant transcription factor 1. Gene Ontology annotation, molecular function: DNA-binding transcription factor activity, RNA polymerase II-specific; sequence-specific DNA binding. Lineage: Eukaryota; Metazoa; Chordata; Mammalia; Eulipotyphla; Talpidae. Gene Ontology annotation, cellular component: nucleus. The record is from RefSeq and is a predicted model, not a curated record. Gene Ontology annotation, biological process: cell differentiation; regulation of transcription by RNA polymerase II.